AUGGAGACGCCGCGCCUCGUAGUCGCGGCGGCGUCGCGGGCCCCACCACCAACUCCUCGGUUCCGGCGGCGGCGCCUCCCGCGUCCGCGCGGCGGGGCGCAUUGCUUCCCCUUCGCCCGCGCCACUCGGCCGGUGCUUCUAAGCCGGUGCUCCUACUCCUCCAGGGAGGGGAACGGUGAUUCUCGCGGUAAGCCCCGCCGCGAGAGCUCCAGUACCGUCCGGUUGGACGUCGACGCAGAUAGUGAUCAGGUACCAAGUUUGGCUGAUGAGGGUGAUGUUGGGGAGCUCUUCAGACUGGCUCAACGGAAUAUCCUGUACAUUAACAAGCAGCGGCUUAUGGCCAUGGAGGAGCUGAAGAAACUGCAGGAUGAAAAUAAUUUGCUUCUCGAGGAAAUACAAGUACUAGAAACAGAAAUGCAAGGUAUUCCCCUAGAAGCAGCACAAUCGUCAAGUUUCAGCGAGUUACUCCUGCGGAUAGAUACAAUGGUCAUUUCUGGAAUGAUCAGCAUGGCGGAAGCAUCUGAUUUAAGAGAGAAAGUUGUCACUAAUAGAAGCAUAAUACAAAGCGCCUUUUCUGAUAUUCAUCAUAAACCAAAUACUGAAUUGCUGUCUGAACUGCGACUCUUUCUGCAUAAACCAAUAGAGAAACCUCUUCAUAUUGUGCACAUCUGCAGUGAAAUGUACCCAAUAUCAUCAUGUGGAUCAUUAUCAACCUAUGUUGCCAGUUUAUCUUGUGAGAUUCAUAAAAAGGGUAACUUGGUGGAGGUGAUACUACCCAAGUACACCAGUAUAAACGUGGAUGGAAUUCAUGGUCUAAGGAGAGCUGAGGCAGAGUAUGAAUCUUAUUUUGGUGGUCUUUGGCAUAAAAACAAAAUAUGGACUGGUACAUCAAGUGGUGUUGGUCUUGUACUUAUAGAACCAUCUCAGCUCUCCUAUUUCAGUCGUGAUAUGUUACAUGGCUACCCUGAUGACUUUGAGCGAUUUUCCUAUUUUUCCCGUGCAUCCCUGGAUUAUAUUGUAAAAUCUGAAAAGCGGCCAGACAUUAUACACAUACAUAACUGGGAAACUGCUAUAGUGGCACCACUUUUCUGGGAUAUAUUUGCUCACCAGGGACUUGGGAACACUCGGAUAUUACUGACGUGCCAAGACUUGAAUUCAGAAUGCCUAGAGGAGCCAAAUAAAUUGGAGAUGUGUGGACUUGAUCCUCAUAAGCUUCACCGCCAUGAUCGUCUGCAGGAUACAAAUAAGACAGAUCUUGUUAAUAUUCUUAAGGUAGGAUGUAUCUGUGAUGAUAAUUCAGAUAUCCAUAGUCUUAAAGAAGCAGUUCAUGUUGCUCUGCGCAGGAAUACUCAGGUCAUCAUCAUGGAAAAGUUAGGGUCUAUCGUGAACUCAACUUUGCGAGCAUUAAAGGGAGAGAUAAUGGGAGACAAAAUAGCAUUCGUUGAGGCAUACGAUGAAGCCCUAGCACAUUUAAUAUAUGCAGGAUCUGAUAUCAUUCUUUGCUCUUCCUUUCAAGAUCCAUCGCUGCAAACAGCGAUGAAGGCAAUAAAGUAUGGAUCUGUGCCAGUACAGAUAAACUUUCCCAGCGAUGAAUCAAGGGAGUUGGAGGGGCAUGAUUGCCCAAAUACAGCAAUGUCUCAGUACAUCAUCUCAACCUAUGGAGAUCUGUCUCUUUCUCAAGCAUUUGAUGACUUCAACAAUGACCCUUCACAUUGGGAUCGGCAGAUUAAGGAUGGGAUGGCUAGGGGUUCGUCAUGGGACGUGAAGUGCUAUAACCUUCAUUGGGAGGCUUAUUCCUCUAUAAGGAAGCUGUGA
This is a messenger RNA of Miscanthus lutarioriparius, 1815 nucleotides long. NCBI's taxonomy places the organism in Eukaryota, Viridiplantae, Streptophyta, Magnoliopsida, Poales, Poaceae. The record is from the annotation of a GenBank genome assembly.